This is a messenger RNA of Cylicocyclus nassatus, 2242 nucleotides long. Lineage: Eukaryota; Metazoa; Nematoda; Chromadorea; Rhabditida; Strongylidae. The record is from the annotation of a GenBank genome assembly.
AUGAACGAACCUAAGGGCUGCCAUGUCGGAGGAUGGUGGGGUUCACAUGGCAUCAACAGGUUUUUCGAUAAAGGGGUUUUGACAAUGACAUCCGCUGAACCAGGAGUGUUUUUUGCCAACUUCGGACCUCCACCGCCUGAACGUCCACCUCCGGAAGGAUUUCAUGAGGUUGAACUGAACAGAACGAGAUGGGUAAUUCCAAAUAUCUACGAUGACCUCAAAACUCUGGGAGAAGGCGCGUAUGGAGUGGUUUGCACUGCCGUGGAUCUGCGGACCGGAGAAAGGGUGGCAGUGAAGAAGUUUGGUCGCCCGUUUCAGAGCACAAUACAUGCCAAGAGGACUUAUAGAGAGUUGAAGCUUCUGCGUACUUUGAAGCAUCCAAAUGUAUUAGACAUGCUUGAUGUGUUUACUCCAGAUCCUGAUGUAACCCUAUUGAACAAUGUGUAUUUUGUCUCGGUAUUCGUGGGAUCGGAUCUGCAACAAAUUUUGAAAAUACAACGCCUUCCGAACCAUCGGAUUCAAAACUUGAUCUAUCAAGUUCUGAGAGGGUUGAAGUAUAUCCACUCAGCUGGCAUAGUGCAUCGUGAUCUGAAGCCAUCAAAUAUCGCAGUCAAUGAAGUGGGAGAUGUUAAGAUUCUUGAUUUUGGACUUGCUCGCGCAGCUGACCACGAAAUGACUGGCUAUGUGGCAACGAGGUGGUAUCGCGCACCAGAAAUUAUGUUGAACUGGAUGCAUUACACGCAGACGGUCGAUGUCUGGUCAGUUGGAUGCAUUUUGGCUGAACUCGUUUCUGGAAAACCAAUGUUUCCUGGCGACGACCACAUCGACCAACUAACUCGCAUAAUGAAGGUCGUAGGAACACCCAGUUGUGACUUUUUGUCAAAAAUACAGUCUGAAGAGGCACGAAACUAUAUAAGAAAUUUGCCUUGGAUGCCUCGUGUCGACUUUUUUACCAUAUUGCCAAAUGCAUCAGCAGAAGCUGUCGAUUUAUUAGGAAGGAUGCUUGCUUUAGAUCCCGAUGAGAGGAUCUCCGUUUCUGAAGCACUGGAGCAUCCAUAUGUGCGAGAAUGUCGUUAUCCUGAGGGAGAACCAAUUGCCGAUCAUAUAGUGGAGAUAGAAGCGAGUGAAGAGUCUGCGGUCACGUUGGAUGAUUGGAGAGAGCUGAUUUGGGAGGAGAUCCAAAUUUUCAAAGCGACCUGCCCUCAAAGGGAUACACCUGAAAACUCUGAUUGAACAUUUGAGCUAAUCAAGAGCGAAAUUCCCAUGCAUUUAUAAAGAAUGAAUGGAGUAACGGAAAUAUGGAGGGAGGUAAUCUGAAAUACUGCGCUUUGUACCUGCUCGUAAUGUUUUCACAUAUCACUUAUGUUCUGUUUGCGUUUAUAUCUGUAGGUCAUACUUAUCUCAUUCCGAUGUACUUCUGUUCAUGAAUUAGGCUCCGACGAGCGAAAAUGUGCUGUAAGCGUGCGAGAAACGUGUUGUUAUGCUCCUAGUCGCUAUAGUUCAUACGAAGUACUUGAUUGAUUAGAACUGGAAAACUGUUUGCGAAAUUUCAAUUUUUCCAGAUGUUGCUUUUGCUAUAGUAGAUUCUUGUCAUUUCUUUUCUAGUCAAACAUUUUGAGUCUGUAAUUCUGUUGCUCAUGCUUUCAACGAAAUUGUUUUAACGGAAAUCGAGGAGUGCUGAAGAUUGAUAGAGAGACCAUAGUAGAGCUGUCGCAUUUGAUAAAAUUAUUGCUUUUUGCAUGAAUGCUUCAAGCCUUUUGAAUAUAAUGCUUCCAUGUCUUCGAUUUGCAUGAGGUACAUUCUCAGAUUUCAACUUUUUAAUCUAUGUCAUUCAUCCGCUGAAACUUAAUCUUCGCUAGAAGUGAGACAUGCCCUGUAUGCAAAAUUAUAUAAACAGGUGUUACAGAAAGCUAAUCAAAUAUUUAUCGCAUCAUAUAUCACACUUUUGCCAAAUUCUCGAAGUCACCCUCAAUGCAAAUAGCUUUUUGACCUAUCUAUUCGUAUCGUACUCUGGGCAGUGCCAAGGUAGAUUCUCAUUUUUGCUGUGCUUCAUAUCGUCUGCAAAAGUAACUAUAUGUGUACGUCUUUGCAGCAACUCAUACUUAUAAAAUUGAUGUUUUCCCGCUCCAAACAAUUUCUCUUCAUGUGACGCUCUCUUUCAUGCAUGCUAUAAACGUUACUUCAUCAAACCAAAGACAUUCUCGCUUCUGAUAUCUAAUUGGUAAAUGUGUGCAAUUGUUUU